AUGUCUGACGCAGAUACCUACCUCGACCUCGCCGCCAACCGGCGCACCAUUUACAACCUGACGGGCGAGUCGACCAUCUCGGACGCCAAGCUCGAGGAACUGGUCAAGAAGACCCUGCUGGUGACGCCGUCAGCAUUCAACACGCAGAGCGCCCGCAUCAUCGUCCUCCUGGGCGAGCAGCACAAGAAGCUGUGGGAUAUCGUUAAGGCUGCCCUGGCGCCGCACGUAGCCGGCAACGCUGAGCGUGCCGCCGCCACCGAGGCGAAGCUGAACUCCUUCCAAUCCGCGUAUGCCUCGAUCCUGUUCUUCGAAGAUCCGUCCACGUACGACCCGCUGUCGUCGUUCGUGACGUACGCCGACAAAUUCGAAGCCUGGCGAGAACAAGGCAGUGGCAUGAACCAAUUGGUGCUCUGGACCGCACUAGAAGCCGCCGGCCUGGGCGUCAAUGUGCAGCACUAUAACCCGCUCAUCGACGAUGAGGUGAAGAAGACGUGGUCAAUUGAUGCGAAGUGGAAGUUGAUUGCUCAAAUGGUCGUCGGAAAGCCAGAAGGCAAGAGGCCCGCUGCAAAGGAACAGAAACCCCUGGAAAGUAGAUAUCGGGUCAUUUCUUGA
Molecule: messenger RNA, 612 nt
Organism: Fonsecaea multimorphosa CBS 102226
Lineage: Eukaryota; Fungi; Ascomycota; Eurotiomycetes; Chaetothyriales; Herpotrichiellaceae
Exons: 1
Coding region: 1-612 (203 amino acids)
Biological process (GO): cellular response to oxidative stress
Source: RefSeq, a predicted model, not a curated record